AUGGAAACGGUUAGAGACAUCCGGGGGAGUGUCAUGGAAACGGUUAAAGACAUCCGCCGGGAGUGUCAUGGAAACGCGGAUCCCUGCAGCAAACCGAGGAGGGGAUGGUCACCUGGGAGUCAGUUGGUAGGGUUGGCUGGAGAAUCAGAGAACCAGAGGGACAUAAGCCAAGCCAGUCAGAGGGAGGCAGAGAACCAGAGGGACAUUAGCCAAGCCAGCCAGAGGGAGGCAGAGAACCAGGGGGAUAUUAGUCAAGCCAGCCAGAGGGAGGCAGAGAACCAGGGGGAUAUUAGUCAAGCCAGCCAGAGGGAGGCAGAGAACCAGGGGGAUAUUAGUCAAGCCAGUCAGAGGGAGGCAGAGAAGCAGGGGGACAUUAUCCAAGCCAGCCAGAGGGAGGCAGAGAACCAGGGGGAUAUUAGUCAAGCCAGUCAGAGGGAGGCAGAGAAGCAGGGGGACAUUAUCCAAGCCAGCCAGAGGGAGGCAGAGAACCAGGGGGACAUUAGCCAAGCCAGUCAGAGGGAGGCAGAGAACCAGGGGGGCAUUAGCCAAACCAGUCAGAGAGAGGCAGAGAACCAGGGGGGCAUUAGCCAAGCCAGUCAGAAGGAGGCAGAGAACCAGGGGGACAUUAGCCAAGCCAGUCAGAGGGAGGCAGAGAACCAGGGGGGCAUUAGCCAAACCAGUCAGAGAGAGAUGGAAUGA
Messenger RNA from Salvelinus fontinalis (brook trout), 699 nucleotides. Its product is annotated as octapeptide-repeat protein T2-like. Lineage: Eukaryota; Metazoa; Chordata; Actinopteri; Salmoniformes; Salmonidae. The transcript has 3 exons. Bases 1 to 699 code for a protein of 232 amino acids. The record is from RefSeq and is a predicted model, not a curated record.